Molecule: messenger RNA, 420 nt
Organism: Hansenula anomala
Lineage: Eukaryota; Fungi; Ascomycota; Saccharomycetes; Phaffomycetales; Wickerhamomycetaceae
Gene: SLO1
Product: Slo1p
Exons: 1
Coding region: 1-420 (139 amino acids)
Source: RefSeq, a predicted model, not a curated record
AUGGCAGCCACUACUCCAGAAUCAUCAAUUGAAAAAUUCAGCGACACUUUGAACAACAAUCAAGAAACCAUUCCCUCUCAUGAAACAGGUGGUCAAAGUAUCCCAUCAGCUAUUCAAGAUGAAUCUACUGCAACUCAACCUCAAUCUGGAAAUGACGACUCAAUUGUUGCUCAGCAAGCUACAAUUCCUGAAACUACUAUUACUGCCCCUGCUGCUGCUGCUACUACUUCAGAUGAAGAAAUGAAACCAUUCUCAAAGUAUGAACAAGCUGUUCAAUUAAGAGAUAAAUUAGAUUCAUUAAUCAGAAGAACAGUUCAAACCAAAAAGAAAUGUGACAAGCUGGACCAUGAUAACAAAUAUCUACAAGAAUAUGUUGGGAAUUUGAUGAAUAGUGGUGAUUUUUUAUCUAAAAAGGUUUGA